Molecule: messenger RNA, 988 nt
Organism: Osmerus eperlanus (European smelt)
Lineage: Eukaryota; Metazoa; Chordata; Actinopteri; Osmeriformes; Osmeridae
Gene: cxcl8a
Product: chemokine (C-X-C motif) ligand 8a
Exons: 4
Coding region: 173-457 (94 amino acids)
Biological process (GO): chemotaxis; immune response; defense response
Cellular component (GO): extracellular region
Molecular function (GO): chemokine activity
Source: RefSeq, a predicted model, not a curated record
GAGAGAGAGAACAUCUAGCUUGAGACAAAUACAUAGAGAACACAAAAGACAACAACAUUACAAUCUCAGUAGUUCUAACUGCAAAAGGGACCAGCUAAACAAAGUUUUACCAGAAUACUUCUACCAGGACAUCUUAACUUGUUAAGUGUGAACUUUUGAACUUUAGAAAAAUAUGAAGAUCAACUCUGUCAUCGUGUUCAUCACUCUUCUGGCCAUCACUGCAGGGAUGAGCCUGGGAGGACUGGGGGCUGACCUUCGCUGCCACUGCAUCCAGACAGAGAGCAAGCCAAUUGGUCGACACAUACAGAAGAUUCAGCUCAUUCCUGCAAGCUCCCACUGCAGUGACACUGAGAUCAUAGCCACUCUGAAGCAGACAGGCCAGGAGGUGUGCCUGGACACUAAAGCACCCUGGGUAAAGAAGGUCAUCGCCAAGAUCCUGGCCAAUAAGAACCGUUAAAGAGAAGAGGAGGCGGACCACCACUAAAGUGUUAUAAUUUUUAGAUACAUAUUUUUAUUUUCUUAUCAUGGUUUACAAAUGAUAGAAAUAUACACUAUUCAAGUUUUCCAAACAUCAACCAGUUAUCUCACUCAGGCAGGGGCUGGGAUUAUCAAUCUAAAUGAAUGCACUGACUAAUAAAGUAAAUUAUUAAAACUAAAACUUUAGUUUUACUGGGGCACAGCAGAUUUAUACUGGGGCACGUGCCCCAGUAAAAAGGGUCGAACGACGCCCCUGCACUCAGGUAUUGUUCACACAUGUUCUUUAGAUGUUAUGUAAUUUAUUUAAUAUUCAUUGUGUGUGCUUUGUUAUUGUUAUUUAUUUUACUAGUUACAUAAUAAUACGUAUGAAUCUCCUCAGUUGUCCUAUGUUAAUUAUAUGUUUUUGUUUUGAGCACUGUGACAUAACUUAACACUGAAAUAUGUAUUGUACUUUUCUGCAUAGACCUAGGAAAACCUUUUAUAUGAAACAUUAAAAUGUAUUUAUUUAAAA